Saprolegnia diclina VS20 is the source of this 194-nucleotide messenger RNA. RefSeq lists its product as hypothetical. NCBI's taxonomy places the organism in Eukaryota, Oomycota, Saprolegniomycetes, Saprolegniales, Saprolegniaceae. The transcript has a single exon. The record is from RefSeq and is a predicted model, not a curated record. The annotation marks the transcript as partial.
AUGGCCUUCCUUGGCCUCGAGACGCUGGCGCAGAAGAGUAUCUUCUGCGUCUACAUUGGCCUCUGGGUGAGCUACGGCCUUCUGAACGAGUACGCCAAGCGCAGCCACAUCGAGUUUCACUCGGCGACGGCAGUCCUCGCGCAGUGCGUCGUCAAGCUCGUGCUGGCCGUCGGCCUCUUCACGUCGCAGGACGG